AUGGAACCGCCAUCAUCACCCUCUUCUACCAUCACUAACCCACCCUGCGAUCAUGAAACUGCUCAAAGGUUAGCAAAAUUGAUUGCGGAAGCUAUGACUUGCUGCUUCGCCCUCCUACACUAUGACAGUGUCUCAAAAUUGAUGGUUGAAUGGUGUUGGCCUGCUGAUGGUGAGGGAAGGAAGAUUCCACCGUCCGACCUAGAGAAGUACCACAAAGAAUAUGAUAUUAGAUACCCAUGCUGCCUAUGUGCUGAUGGCGGUGGAAGAGGUGCAUAUGUAGAGGCGGCAGUGUACCAUUGGUGGAAUACUACCACGAGGAAGACUUAUUGGAUUGCGAGAUGUGCCUCUAAUAGGUGCGGAUACCAAGUAAAGAUAGACAAGUACUUCCAACUGGCACCUAUGGCCACCUUCCAGUACUGGCGAAGAGAACACCAAAUCCCACCUGUUCAACUCGAGUGGACAUUCUGGGAGCAAACAAAGUUGUUGAACAAGCUCGACUCAUCUGUUGGUGAUGGGAUUGCUGCAAAGGAGUUUUGUGUUUUGUUUAAACGCUGCAAAAUGCAAGCAAGUAGGAGUGAGACCAGCAAUGAACCACCAUGUCUGUUCAGGCCGGGUGCAAAUGCGACGAGGACGAUCAUUAUUGCUUUGACCGAUGUCAGUGACAUGACGUCAUGCAAUGUGUUACUUACCUACUGGAUAUUCGCAUACACUUUCAUGUCCACAUAA
Suillus paluster is the source of this 726-nucleotide messenger RNA. RefSeq lists its product as uncharacterized. The record is from RefSeq and is a predicted model, not a curated record. The coding region runs from base 1 to 726 and encodes 241 amino acids. The transcript has 4 exons. Lineage: Eukaryota; Fungi; Basidiomycota; Agaricomycetes; Boletales; Suillaceae.